Paramecium octaurelia is the source of this 1784-nucleotide messenger RNA. Lineage: Eukaryota; Ciliophora; Oligohymenophorea; Peniculida; Parameciidae. The record is from the annotation of a GenBank genome assembly.
AUGAAUAAAUUCAAUAUUUCAGCUACAUCAAUAAAUUUUAGAAAGUAGAAAACUACAAACAAUCAAACCAAAAUCGAUUCAUCAACAUCCGUCAGUCAAAACAGCUCUACGAUAUAAAGAAAGGAUGAUAAAAACUUGCAAUCACACACAGAAAGAACAAAGAUUAACUCCAUAAGCAGAGAGAAAAUUUAAGGAAACAAAAAGUAACAAUAACUAAAUUUUAUUUUAGUUUAGCUCUUUUAUUAAAUCUAAAGUAAAUAAUUCUAGUGUAGAUAAAAUUUUAAAUAACUAAAGAACAUUAUCAUCAAUAUCUCGUUAAUCGAAUAGCAGUCCAACCUCGAAGAGAACAGCUUCAAAAAAUAAGUUAUCUGUCACCCCUUAAAGAGAUAAGUCAAAAUAGAAAACUGUAUAAGAAUAAAAAAAGCAGUUAUUAUCUUAAACAUCAAGAUAACAAUAAUAACAAUAGUAAUAACAAUAACAGUAAUAAUAACAAUAAUAAUAACAAUAAUAACAAUAUUAAUAAUAAUCUAAAAAUACAGAUAGACAACAUACUCCAAAAUCAACAAGCAAAUAAAUGUUUACAUCUCCAAAUGUAAAACCACUUUCUGGUAAUGUAAUAAAUAAAAUGAAACCAAACUUUGAGAAGGGAAAGUCUUUACCUUUUAAAAAAGAGAGUGCCCCUGUAAAACUAAUUUCUUAAAAUACUAAUUUGGGAUAUACUACUUAGAAGUCAAGUAGAUAACCAAAUAAAAAUUUGAGUUAAAAUAAGGAAACACCUGUUCAUUAUGAAGAAUUCACACUACAAGCAUCAUAAACUAAGAAUGUUUAAACCGAGGCAUUAUCUGUAAUUUUUAGGUUUAUUAAUUUAGUGUAUAGCGAGACCAAUAUUUGAAGGGUCAAAAUAUUAUUAAUCAUCAUUAAUUCAUUUUCAUUAUGAACAAAUAAAACAAAAACAGUCCUCAUAUAACUAUUAUUUUCAGUUACACUACCCAACUGAAAUUCUGAAGGAAUAUUUUAAAGAACUAUUUCAAGAGCAUUUUUCAUAAAAUUAUAACUGUCUGUAAUAUUGCAAGAAAUAUACCUAAAAUAUACAAAAGAAUAAAAAGUAUGAAUUUCUACCUGGUUAAUCCCAAGAGACUAAAACCCUAGUGUUUGAUUUGGAUGAAACUUUAAUUCAUUGUAAUGAUAAUAAUAAUGAUCCAACUGAUCAUGAAAUAUAGAUAUAAUUGCCAAAUGAAGAGACAGUUGAAGUACUUAAGUUUAUGAAAUUUAGGCUAGAAUUAAUAUAAGACCCUAUUGUUAAUCAAUGUUAAAACUAUUGUCCAGCCAUUUUGAAUUAAUGUUAUUUACAGCCUCCUAUUAAUAUUAUGCAGACAGAGUACUUAAAUUGAUCGAUCCUGAUGGAACGAUAUUUCAAUAUAGGUUUUAUAGGGACAGUUGUGUAGAAGUUGAGGAGGGACUUUUUGUUAAAGAUUUGAGGAUAAUUGGGAAUAGAAAAUUAGAAGUAAGAUUAGUACUAUAUCUAGAAUAUUUUGCUAGUUGAUAACGCAUCUUAUUCUUAUUGUUAUUAAUUAGAUAAUGGAGUGCCUAUAAUUCCAUUUUAUGAUAAUAAAUAUGAUAUGGAAUUGUUAUUUUUGACCGACUAUUUAAUUAGCCUGAAGAAAUGUGAACAAUGGACUAAGUAAAACAGAAUGCAUUUCCGAACUUAUUUUUAUUAGAUUUGCCCUAGUAUAGAAGAAUGCUUGAAAGAGUUAUUUCAAGCGCAUGAUAUUGUUUAGGAUUGA